GGGGAAAGGCCGCGGAAGGCCGAUUCAGAACCACUCGAACGAACCAUCACAAAACAGUUGCUCGUCGACGCUCGUGUGAACGAUCCAAACCUAGCAAUCGGUGACUUGUCGGUUAAUGUGGUGAAAGUGUCCAGUGACAUUUGUCUAUUUCGAAAAUGGUCCGUAGCCUGUCGCAAUGGACGAAAACCCUCAGUUUCCCGGCCAGGAUUAGUCCGAAUAAGAGCUCAAAAGAGAGCGUCAACAUCCAUCAAGUCAGUCCGACGAUCUCGCCGACUUUGUCAAGUACUUCAUUGGCGAAAAACAACGAAAUCAACGCAGUUAUGAAUAACAAUAAUAAUCAUGCUUCUUUGAGCGAAGUCAACCAAAUAUACUCUGAUCCAGAAUCAGAAAAGGCUAUUAUGAGUUCAGUUGUCUACUGCAUUCACCACAAGGAAGGAUGCAAAUGGUCAGAUGAAUUGAGAAAGCUGAAGGGUCACCUCAAUACCUGCAAACACGACGCCAUCCCUUGUACAAGUAAGUGUGGUGCACAAAUCCCCAGGGUGUUGAUGGAAGAUCACCUUAAGUACACAUGUCCACAGAGAAGGACCAGAUGCGAGUUUUGUAAUAAGGAGUUCACAGGGCAUUCUUUGGAGAAUCACCUAGGUAACUGCGGUCACGAGCCUCUGUACUGCGAGAACAAAUGCGGAGUUAAAGUAGCACGAAGACACUUAAGUCACCACAAAGCGACCGAUUGCGUCAAAAGGCUGAUUGGCUGCAGAUAUUGUGGUGGAGAAUUCGUAGCAGACACGUUGCCCGCACAUCAUGCCAAAUGCGGAAGAGUUCCGGUACACUGCCCCAAAUGUGAUAUAAGCAUAAUAGCAAGAGAAGAACUUGAGACACAUUUGAAGGACGAGUGCACAGUUUCAGUACACAGUUGUAGCUUCAAAGAGGCAGGUUGCAGGUUUAAAGGACCAAGGUUCGCUUUAGAAAAGCACUUAGACGAGAGCAGUCAACAACACCUGUCCCUGAUGUGUGGCGUAGUCUCCAAACAGCAACACCAAAUUGCCUCCUUAAAAAGCGCCCUCUCUCGGCUAUCGCUGAACUACUCCGGCACGCUUAUUUGGAAAAUCAGCGAUUUUGCUGCCAAAAUGGCCGAGGCGAAGAGCAAGGAGGGCAUGGAGUUGGUCUCGCCGCCGUUUUAUACUAGUCAAUAUGGAUACAAGCUACAAGCCUCCCUAUUCCCGAAUGGUAACGGUGCAGGCGAGGACACGCACAUCUCAGUCUACAUCAAAAUCCUCCCAGGCGAAUACGAUGCCCUUCUGCGAUGGCCCUUCGCACAUUCAGUCUCUUUCACACUUUUCGAUCAAUCAACCUGCCCCGAGAAAGCUUGCAACAUCGUGGAAAGUUUCAUACCGGACCCAACGUGGAAGAAUUUCCAAAGACCCAGUAGGGAACCGGACUCUUUAGGGUUCGGGUUCCCUAAGUUUGUCUCGCACGAGAUGUUGAAGAAGAGGCAUUUUAUGAAAGAUGAUACCAUGUUUAUUAGGGUUAAAGUUGAUCCGAGUAAAAUUGUUGCAGUUUGAGGGAAUAGAGAGAUCAGUGAGGUAGUUGGAUGUAUAAGGAUUGAUGUGUGGAACCAGUUGGUACAAAUUAUUUCCAACCAAAAUCAAACCCCUAUUUUAUUAUUGAUUUGAGGAGACAUGAAAUGUUGCUCCUGUGUAAUGUUAAGCAUCAUUUACUUCAUAAAUUGCAGUUAAGAAUUAUUAAAAAAGUUAUUACUGAAAACCUUAGGUGUCCCUGAUUCGAAGAAUAGGUGCCAACACCGGAUCGUAAAAAUUGUCAACCAUUAAUUACGAUUGCAUUCUUAAGUAGAAUUCAUCGUGAUUCUACAUAUCACUAUCCUACUCUUAAAAUUCCAACUACUCUACUGAACAGUUAGUUUGAUCUCAUGUUUUGUAAAUAAAUGUAAAAAUAUGUAUAUUUUUUCAAGGAAUGAUAUUUUGAGUUCCAUAGUCAAAGAUGUAGUACCUACUAUUCCACCAUGGUUUUAUGCCAAAGAUGCGGACUACAUGCUUAUUUGUAUCAGACAUUAGAACGUCUAACCAAGUAUUCUGAACUGUACACUACAUUUGUUUGAUUUGACUUGAAGCUAACGUAGCACUGUAAGGUACAUUAUCUCAUGUAACUUGGCAACCUGUAACACUCAUCAUAGUCUACUUUUUAAAAGUUAUAUGGUCACUUUGCCCACUAAAGCUACAAGUAAAACUGGUGAAACCACUUAUUAAAAAUGCAACACUUUUAAAAUGACCACAAAUUAGACAAGUUUGACAGCAAUCUUGCUCAUGAUGACUGACUUAAAGUACUUGAAACCACACUAACAUUCGCUCAUAGUCUCCUAAAGUUGACCCUACAGCUCAAGAAGUAGACUUUUAUCAAUACUUACAUACGUAUUUUAGUUUGUUUUACAUAUAUUCAGACAGCAUCUUUUGUAUAUUGCGAAAUAUAUCUAAAAACUGAUAUUUUUCUAUGUAAUGGUUAGGUUUCUCAGGAAAUUUGUAAAAAGUGUUCUGCCAAAAUUUUACUAGAACGAAUGUUUACGUUUCGUGUUUUUAUAUUUUUGUGAUAGCUGGAAAACACCAAAGGUUUGUUUAUAGAUAAAAAUACCCCCUGUAUAUAGUUUAUACAUGUGUGGCGAGAUGUUAGUCUAUAUAACUUAGUCAUAUUUUAAGGUCUGUUUUCUUUUUUGGUUCUGUACUGAAUGGGAGUUCAGUGGAAAUAAAGACUACCUUUAACAUAA
Acanthoscelides obtectus is the source of this 2776-nucleotide messenger RNA. NCBI's taxonomy places the organism in Eukaryota, Metazoa, Arthropoda, Insecta, Coleoptera, Chrysomelidae. The record is from the annotation of a GenBank genome assembly.